GGUGCUGGAGGAAGGGAGAGAAGUAACCUCGGGGUAAACAAGUGUGCGGAAGGGCAGAGACUGCAUUGAUUCGGGUGGGAAUUCCUCUAGCAACAAGUGGGAGAUCCGGAUCGAGCGCCCGUGGGAUCGCUUUAUACGGCGUGAUUGGGAGCUUCACGAAGAACCUAUUUGGGGGAAUAAUGAGGAACAUUUGGAUACUCCUUACCUUUGGCUUGUUCGCCUUGGUCUCCGGGGAAACGUGGGUGAAAACAACAACCUCUGACAAAGACCUGUAUAUCGAUAAUACAUCAGAUGAAGGAGCAUCCGGAUCCUAUCCAAUUGAUGAUGAUGAUUAUUCUUCUGGGUCGGGCUCUGGUUCUUCUCACAUAGAUGAUGCGGAUGAAGUUGUCGUGUUUACAACACCAGAGAUGCUUCCAGACGUUACAACAGAUAGUGAUGCUCCUAGCUUGGAGACUACUACUCUGACAAUAAAAACAAAUAUACCACCUGAAACUGAGGAGUCUGAAGAACCGGUAAGGAAAAGCGACACUGAACAAAUUCAGGUUAAAACCGAAAUAGAUGUGCGUACGCAAAAGCACACGGAGAACCUUUUCCACCGAACAGAAGUACUUGCAGCUGUUAUCGCUGGAGGAGGCAUUGGUUUCCUGUUUGCCGUCUUCUUAAUUCUCCUACUGGUUUAUCGCAUGCGGAAGAAGGAUGAAGGCAGCUACGACCUGGGCGAGCGAAAGCCUUCAAGUGCCGUCUACCAAAAGGCACCAACUAAAGAGUUUUAUGCAUAAAACUCCCAUUUAGUGUCUCUUUUUAUGAGAUCACUGAACUCUUUUCUUUUAAAUAAAGCUUUUGCAUAGAAUAAUGAAGAUUUUUUUUUCUCAUUGAAGAGCCUUCAUGGCGACUUUAUGAUUAAAGAAAAUCCCAUUGUAUUUAAAAACGUUUCAUGUAUUCCUUUAAAAAAAAUAAAUAAAAAAGCAAAAAAAAAAAACCCAAUGUAAAGUCAGAUCUUAACACUUACAUUGUUGAGUGAGUAACGGUGGCAGAGUAUUAUUUUAUAAGACCAUUGCUAUUCACUAAUGUCUCAAACCAUUUUGAAUAAACAGAAUAUAAAGGAACAGAUUGUUUAAAGCUUCGGGUCUGUGAAAGGUUGUUUAAUAUUUCUAGCAUGUCUCAAAUCUUUAAAAAUUUUAGUUUUUAAUUUCAUUAAUUUAUCUCUUUCCAAACAAUGCCUUUUGUAGUUGUCAUGGUGCAAUCGUCUUAGGAUAAUUCAGAUAUACAAUAUAUUAGUGUAAAUGUAUUUCUUUUCCUUCCUAUGUAAACUUUUACUUCCAAAAUUUGUAUAAAUCUGUGUUACAAUAUCAA
Molecule: messenger RNA, 1353 nt
Organism: Spea bombifrons (plains spadefoot toad)
Lineage: Eukaryota; Metazoa; Chordata; Amphibia; Anura; Pelobatidae
Gene: SDC2
Product: syndecan 2
Exons: 5
Coding region: 180-779 (199 amino acids)
Biological process (GO): cell migration
Cellular component (GO): membrane; cell surface
Source: RefSeq, a predicted model, not a curated record